Molecule: messenger RNA, 2149 nt
Organism: Limanda limanda (common dab)
Lineage: Eukaryota; Metazoa; Chordata; Actinopteri; Pleuronectiformes; Pleuronectidae
Gene: mafa
Product: MAF bZIP transcription factor a
Exons: 1
Coding region: 379-1338 (319 amino acids)
Biological process (GO): regulation of transcription by RNA polymerase II
Cellular component (GO): nucleus
Molecular function (GO): DNA-binding transcription factor activity, RNA polymerase II-specific; RNA polymerase II cis-regulatory region sequence-specific DNA binding
Source: RefSeq, a predicted model, not a curated record
GCGGCUCCCAGCGCGCACGGCUGCCUCUCGCCCCCUCUCCUCUCCUCUCUCUCUCUCCCUCUCUCUCUCUCUCUCUCGCCGCUUGCGCAAUGUCUCCCUGAAGAAAAGCGUAAAGUGUUAAAUGUUUGAAACACAAAACCGCCGAGUUUCACAUGCUGCAAAAGGACUCCGCUGCUCGUGUGCGCGGCACCGCUGUGUCCGUGCGUUAGACUCCGCACAGAACCACUCCUGCACCGGGGCACCGAGAAAAGCUCGUUCCUCACUCUCCAGACAAACGCGUCAAAAAUCAAAGUGGCUCACGUUGUUCCCAGCCAGCCCAGUUUGACAGCUGCUCUUCACCCCGCUUGGAGGACUGUCAGCAGCAGCAGCAGCAAGAGGAUGGCAUCAGAGCUGGCAAUGAGCAACUCCGACCUGCCCACCAGUCCCCUGGCCAUGGAAUAUGUUAAUGACUUCGAUCUGAUGAAGUUUGAAGUGAAAAAGGAGCCGGUGGAGCCCGAUCGCAACAUCAGCCAGUGCAGUCGCCUUAUCGCCGGGGGAUCCUUGUCUUCCACCCCGAUGAGCACGCCCUGCAGCUCGGUGCCCCCUUCCCCAAGCUUCUCGGCGCCCAGUCCGGGCUCGGGGAGCGAGCAGAAGUCACAUAUAGAGGAUUUCUACUGGAUGUCCGGGUACCAACAGCAGCUGAAUCCAGAGGCGCUGGGCUUCAGCCCCGAGGACGCGGUCGAGGCGCUGAUCAACAACAGUCACCAGCUCCAGUCGUUCGAUGGCUACUCCAGGAGCCAGCAGUUCUCUGGCGCCGCCGGGGCAGGAGGCGCCAUGGCCGGGGAGGAGAUGGGCUCCGCCGCGGCGGUGGUGUCGGCGGUCAUCGCUGCGGCGGCGGCUCAGAACGGAGGGGCACACCACCACCAUCACCACCACCACCACCACCAGGGGCCCGGCGGCCAGAGCAACGGCAUCUCGGGCAGCAACCACGCACACUUGCGCCCGGAGGACCGGUUCUCGGACGAGCAGCUGGUGACCAUGUCGGUGCGGGAGCUGAACCGGCACCUGCGGGGGGUCAGCAAGGAAGAGGUGAUCCGGUUGAAACAGAAGAGGAGGACCCUAAAGAACAGAGGCUACGCGCAGUCCUGCCGGUACAAGCGGGUCCAGCAGCGGCACGUCCUGGAGGGGGAGAAGACGCAGCUCAUCCAGCAGGUCGAGCACCUCAAGCAGGAGAUCUCCAGGCUGGUCCGGGAGAGGGACGCGUACAAAGAAAAGUAUGAGAAGCUCAUCAGCACCGGCUUCAGAGAAAAUGGAUCCAGCAGCGACCACAACCCUUCAUCCCCGGAGUUUUUCAUGUGAGUCUCGACAUUAUCGUGAAACAAAAAAAGAGAAUAUCAGUUGAGUUACUCACCCCCGCUUAAAAAAAAGUUUUCAUUAUGAAACUUUUUCUUCCCCCCCCAUUUGACCCAAAGCCAAUAGACCAAGAACUAACGUGUCAACUUUUUCUUAAUUUUUUUUUAUUUUAUACAUCUUUUUGAAAAACAAGACUUUGGAAGGCUCUGUUAAUUUGGAAGAGGCAUAUUCAGAAAACCUUCAUCAACUUUUUUUGUUCUUUUUUUUUGCUGUCAUACAUAGUAUUUUAGCUCGUAGUCUGUCUUUGUCAAGACUUUUUUCAUCGUUGUUCAUUAGAUUUGCGGUGUUUAUGAUUUCCUCAAAGUUGAUCCAUGAACUUUACGCAGCGGUAUACGAAGUGUGCAUGCAGGCGCUCGGCUCACCGACUUGUUUUUCUCCAUCAUUUCACUUCGAACUCAGUGUACAGACCCCUCCAUCCAUCGACACAAUGCUUUUUAACUUGUUGUUUUUGGGGGGUUGGGGUCUUUUUUUACCUUUUCUUUUUUUUCUGUCUGCCAAACUUGGAGGAUUUGCGAGCCUGCAGCCGUUUUGACGCCACCUCAUCUCAUGCUUGUUCUUGUGUUGAGCAACAAAAGACUGUACUCAUGACAAACUGUUCGUUGUUGUUGUUGUUGUUUUUUUUAAGACAUGUUGUUAUUGAACUGCCCUGCAUGCUGGACAUGUACGGGUUUUCUUUUUUUUGCUCGUUUUUUCCAGUGCUUGAAGAUGUCCUUUUUUUUUUGUCGGGUGACUCCAGCAUGGCAUUCAUUCAUUUAUG